Messenger RNA from Argiope bruennichi, 2707 nucleotides. Its product is annotated as PHD finger protein 14-like. NCBI's taxonomy places the organism in Eukaryota, Metazoa, Arthropoda, Arachnida, Araneae, Araneidae. Gene Ontology annotation, biological process: regulation of transcription by RNA polymerase II. The record is from RefSeq and is a predicted model, not a curated record. The coding region runs from base 186 to 2408 and encodes 740 amino acids. The transcript has a single exon.
CAUCAUUAAAACGAUUGAUUAAUUCGGCGGCGUCUGUUAAUAUUUAUCGUUAUUCAAUUUCGCGAAAUAAGUCGUCCAUCCCUAAAUGUUUUCUCAAAUUUAUAUUUUGAAUGAAAAUUGCUGCUAAACUUUAAUUUUUGGAAAUAUCUAAAAGCUAUUGUUGCGGUAAAUUUUUUCUGGUAAACAUGGAGAUGAAUAACAAUGACAAUAUGGCAGAACAAGAUCCACUGGAAGGUGCAAGUUUUCUUUACCGCACGAUGGUUGAGCGGGAUCCAAGUAAACGCAAAGUGAAACCGGUUGAAAAUCAUAUGCAACAAUUACUAGAUUUUGGUGACUUAGACGACAGUUCCGAUGACAGUGAUUUCAAAAUAGGUGACGAUGCUCAAGAAUCCAAUGAAGAGGAUUCUGGCGAGAGUUCUGGAGGAAACGAUGACAACAGCGAAGAAGAAGACGAUGAUGAUGAAGAAGAGGGAGAACAGGAAAUUCCUGACAGUAAGGAUGAUAUAAAAAUCAAGACUGAGCCUAUUAAAGACAUUGCACCAUCUUCGUCUGGAGAUGCUGUUGAAGGUGUACAACGUCAAAUUAAGUUGAAGAUUGGCGAAGGAGCCGCAGCCAAAAAGUUAAAAGUUCUUAUUUGCAGUGUUUGUCUGGGAGACGUUAGUCUUCUUCCUAGACAAGGUACUGAUAACAAAACUGUCGAUGAAGAAGAUGAAAUCGUUGAAUGUGACUGUUGUGGUAUUUCUGUUCAUGAAGGCUGCUAUGGCAUAAGUGAUGUUGAGACUGCUGUCAGUACAGUUUCCUCUUAUUCUACAGAACCAUGGUUUUGUGAUGCCUGUAAAGCAGGUAAUAUGAACCCAACUUGUGAGCUAUGUCCCAAUACAGGUGGAAUUUUCAAGGAAACUGAUGUUGGAAAAUGGGUUCAUCUUGUCUGUGCUUUAUACAUUCCAGGUGUUGCAUUUGGUGAUGUAGAUAAAUUGUCGCCAGUCACCCUAUUUGAAAUGCCAUACUCUCGUUGGGGGGCCAAAGCUUGUUCUCUUUGUGAAGAUGAACGCUUUAGCCGCACAGGAGUGUGCAUUAACUGUGAUGCAGGAAUGUGUCGUAGUUAUUUCCAUGUGACAUGUGCUCAGAAAGAAGGAUUAUUAUCAAAAGCUUCUACAGAAGAAGAUAUAGCUGAUCCAUUUUUUGCUUAUUGCAAAUUACAUUCAGACAAAAAUAUUGCACGAAGUAAACGGCGUAACUAUUUGGCUCUUCAGUCCCAAUUUAGACAAAAGCAUCAUGCUGAUACCUCAAUGUCAGAUGAAAAAACAAGAAUUGAAAGAAAGCUUGCAUGGCAUCGUGAUCGUUAUCUUGCAGAUAAGGAAAAGCGUCCCCAACCGUGGGUUCCAACUCAAAAAAUGCCAAGAUUGUUAACAACAAGUCCUUCUGCUUGUAAAAAAUUAAUUAAAAAGGCUGAGCUUCUUGGCUUAAGUCCACAACUACAUUUGAGUAGUGCCGAUUAUGGUAUGGACAUAAGGCGCAAAUGGCAUGUUCCACCAGCCUUUAGUGCAGAAUUUGUCAAUUAUUAUCUUGAUCGAAAUGUUCGGAUGGUAUCUAUGCAACAUAGAUUAGAUGAACUUUUACAGCAAAAUAGUCAAUUACAGGAACAAGAGCAAGAACUAAGGCAGAAUUAUGAACGGAUUGUCUCUGAUGUAGAAAUAUUCCGUAAAGAGAAUGCGGAGUUGACUGAGCGAGGUAUGCAUUACUGGAAGAUAAUGUGUGAUUUGAAUAACAAAAAACUUCCUCUUCCUGAUGUUUUGCAACCCAAGCCUGUUGCCAAGUCCAGCAGAAACAAGAAAUCUGAUUCUGUCGGGUCCGUGAUUAUGGAAUGCAGCAUCUGUCACAAAUCGCAUGACCAGCACCAACUUGCGAAGUGCGACAGUUGUCAGUUGCACUAUCACCUGGCCUGCCUGGAUCCACCACUUUCUCGAAUGCCAAAGAAGACAAAAUCGCUUGGCUGGCAGUGUAGCGAGUGUGACAAGACAGAGGAAGAGGAACAACAUGAAGAUGUGGAUGCUAACGCUCCUCGAAAGUUACGGUAUAAAGAAUUGUCCAAGUCUGAUCAGGAGAAGCCUCGUCGCGGACGGUCAUGCAAGAAGACAUCGGACGACAACGUCGGAGCUGAAGAGAAAGGCAGCGAGAUUUGGAUAUCGUCCGGUGCGGAGGAUGACCACCUACACGAAGGUUCUCGUCCUCGGUCUGAUUCACGGAGAAAACGCCGAUCUGCAGAGAUUGGCUACCGUAAAUCUAGGCGUAGGAGUGGGAAGCGAAAGUCGUCUCGAGAUAAUUGGGGUGAAGAUGACGGAACCACUAAUGAAGGUUCCGAAACAAAAAUUCCAAGACAUUCUACAAGGCGCACAUCUUCUACUUGAAUUGUUUUACAACUUGUGUCAAAGUAGUACUUAGUUGUAGCCAGAAGUAUUGUAGAACUUGUUUAUAAAAUUAUAUUGUGACUUGAAUUUAGGUUUAUUUUCUAUAUGGUGAUCUGCAUGUGAAUAUUUUUAGAUGGACAGUUAAAUGUUUCUGAAUUUAUGAUUUUCGUUUGAUACUGUUCUCUCCUCUUGUAGUUCAAACGUGAAAAUUGCUGUUCUACUGUGAAAAAGUAUUUUGAGUUGUAUGUAAUUUUAUUUAUUUUGAUUUUAGAUUAAAAAUAAAUGUUUACUUAAAUAUA